GGGGCAAUACUCGACAAGGCCAAGUGGUAAGUGCUUUUCACGCACAAAUCCCCAUCCACAAUCUACCCCCUGUCCCGAGGAUUUUCCGCCAUACCCUACGAGAAAUCCACACACUUUUCCUCGCUCGCGAUCCGAAUUCCCAAAUCCAAACGUCUCGCACCUCAAGUCAUUCCGGAGACCUGAGCCGACAGCCUUCAUACACCAUGCCUCCCAAAGCUAAGACAGGCAAGAAGGCCGCGCCGGCCCCCUUCCCCCAGGGGAAGGCUGGUGCCAAGAAGGCCCCCAAGAACCCUCUCAUCGAGAAGCGGACCCGGAACUUCGGUAUUGGCCAGGAUAUCCAGCCCCACCGCAACCUGUCGCGCAUGGUGAAGUGGCCUGAGUAUAUCCGUCUUCAGCGCCAGAAGAAGAUCCUCAACCUGCGCCUCAAGGUGCCGCCUGCGAUCGCACAGUUCCAGACCGUUCUCGACAAGAACACGGCUGCCCAGGCUUUCAAGCUCCUCAACAAGUACCGCCCCGAGACCAAGCCCGAGAAGAAGGAGCGUCUCCUGAAGGAGGCGACUGCCAUCAAGGAGGGCAAGAAGAAGGAGGACGCCAGCAAGAAGCCCUACGUUGUCAAGUACGGCCUCAACCACGUUGUUGGUCUGAUUGAGAACAAGAAGGCUGCUCUUGUCCUCAUCCCCAACGAUGUUGACCCUAUUGAGCUGGUUAUCUUCCUCCCCGCCUUGUGCCGCAAGAUGGGUGUCCCCUACGCCAUUGUGAAGGGCAAGGCGAGACUCGGAACCGUCGUCCACAAGAAGACUGCUGCCGUUCUGGCCCUUACCGAGGUUCGCUCAGAGGACAAGACCGAGCUCUCCAAGCUCGUGUCGGCCGUCAAGGAGGGAUAUCUUGAGAAGAACGAGGAUGCGCGCAAGAAGUGGGGCGGUGGCAUCAUGGGCUACAAGGCCACGAAGCGGAUCGAGAAGCGCAAGAAGGCUCUCGAGACUGCCAUCAAGGUCUAAUGAUGCAUUGAAAUGGACGGACUGGCGUGGUUGCACUUUCGGGCGGCGUAUGGAAAUACCAAAACUAGUUAGGGAAUCAGACCGUGCCUCCGCCAUAUGCGGAUAUGACCUCCAAAUGCGUCGUUUACCUACAUUAUGUUCGUGAGGGCUCUCACAACGCAGCAUGUCAAUUUGCAUACGAUUGCAUGCCAUUUAUUUUCGCAACUGCUAAAUCUGCUGGGCAAAUGCAUAGUGGCGCGUUAAGAACAAUUUGCAGCUCUUGAUAUUACUACCUACCUUUGUAUUCAUGCCACCCGGUGUCGGAGCACAAUGACACCCGCGCCUGCGGAGAGCUUUCGUCAAUUUACUCCAGAGUGUAGCAUACCUAUCUAUUAAAUUGCGUCCCUCUCAAGCUAACCUUCAAGCCUCUGAAGAGAUUACGUUUCCUCGCGCC
Lasiosphaeria miniovina is the source of this 1431-nucleotide messenger RNA. Its product is annotated as 60S ribosomal protein L8-B. The record is from RefSeq and is a predicted model, not a curated record. Gene Ontology annotation, cellular component: cytosolic large ribosomal subunit. Gene Ontology annotation, biological process: ribosome biogenesis; maturation of LSU-rRNA. Gene Ontology annotation, molecular function: RNA binding. The coding region runs from base 204 to 998 and encodes 264 amino acids. Lineage: Eukaryota; Fungi; Ascomycota; Sordariomycetes; Sordariales; Lasiosphaeriaceae. The transcript is spliced from 4 exons.